CUCAGAAUGAUGGCUCCGGACGGCAGCGACGGUGUUUCUCAAUGCGGAUGUAAAGGGAUCCGGCUGUGUCUUUUGUGCGAAAAUCGCAAAGAAAAAGAGGGGACAAAAGAUCCAAAGGUCCUCGCUGGACAAAAUACAUGAUCUCAAAGCAUCAAUAUGCUAGGCGGCGCAUCAUUUCAUCUACAAUCCUGAGACAAAGCUUGCUGUCUGCAAAGAUGCAGGGAGUGCAUCCUUCUCGUUUCCUGGUAUCUUCCUAUGGGACGACUUUAUAUCUGAAGAGGAAGAGAAGCAGCUGAUUAACUCAAUGGACCAGGAUGCCUGGAACCCAUCCCAGUCUGGUCGAAGGAAACAGGAUUUUGGUCCAAAGGUGAACUUUAAAAAAAGAAAAGUGCGUGUGGGUGGCUUCAGUGGACUCCCUAGUUUGAGCAAAGAACUCGUACUACGGAUGCAGCAAGAGCCAUGCCUGUCUGGCUUUCAGCCAGUGGAGCAGUGCAACCUGGACUACAACCCUCAGAGGGGCUCAGCCAUAGACCCGCACUUUGAUGACUCCUGGCUUUGGGGGGAGCGACUCGUCACCAUCAACAUGCUAUCAGACACCACACUCACCAUGUCGCUUGAGCAGGGUCUGCCAGAGCUGGGACUGUCAGAGGAAAUUCAUGUGGCCGUUCGCCUUCCACGCAGAUGUUUAGUCGUGGUUUACGGCGAAGCGAGGCAUCGAUGGAAGCACGCCAUUCGCAGGCAAGAUAUUCACAAGCGCCGGGUGUGCAGCACCUACAGGGAGUUGUCUGCAGAGUUUCUGCCGGGCGGGCAGCAGGCAGAGCUUGGAGCUCAGCUGCUCAAAAUUGCAUUGGACUUUAAAGGAAUUCCAAUAUAACUUUUUGGAUAAGUGCAGAGAUAGCUGGAAUGACAAAAUUUAAGAUACAUUCUUCACUUUUGUUGAGUUUUAAAUAAGGAAAGCCUUGAAAACUUUUUUCAGUCGUCUGUACUUUAGCAAUUGUGCAGUUAAACUUUGACUGUAAUUUGAUGUUCAAAAUAAAUCAUUUUUAUUUAACAAGAGAA
Oryzias latipes (Japanese medaka) is the source of this 1059-nucleotide messenger RNA. RefSeq names its product alkB homolog 4, lysine demthylase (gene alkbh4). Gene Ontology annotation, biological process: actomyosin structure organization; protein demethylation. Gene Ontology annotation, molecular function: actin binding; demethylase activity; oxidoreductase activity. Lineage: Eukaryota; Metazoa; Chordata; Actinopteri; Beloniformes; Adrianichthyidae. The record is from RefSeq and is a predicted model, not a curated record. Gene Ontology annotation, cellular component: midbody; contractile ring.